Messenger RNA from Chlamydomonas reinhardtii, 4785 nucleotides. RefSeq lists its product as uncharacterized. NCBI's taxonomy places the organism in Eukaryota, Viridiplantae, Chlorophyta, Chlorophyceae, Chlamydomonadales, Chlamydomonadaceae. The transcript has 3 exons. The coding region runs from base 288 to 3218 and encodes 976 amino acids. The record is from RefSeq and is a predicted model, not a curated record.
CCAGAACUAGCCUAGACGCAACACACUUGGCGUGCGCUGUUAACCAGAGCGGGGCGGGGCGGCAACGGCUGCGAAUCUGAGACAACUCGAUGGCGGUUGUACGUCCCGCGCACCAACUUCCUGCAGAGUUCAGUGACUUCAGUCUGGAGCAUUAUGUUAUAUCUAAUGGUUCUCUUAUCACUUGCUUUUAUGCUAUGAAUACUCAUAACUCGAUAUAACAGCAGAAGACCGUGAACAAAGGCCUGACCUUGAACAUGGCUCGCGCACUGGAGGAUUACCGCGUCGAAAUGCUGGCCAAACUACAGCCCGAGCGUCCGCCCACGCCUCCGGGCCCCGCAGAGUUCCUUAGCAAUGCCCGGCAGUUCGGUACCACCCAGGCCACGCUCUGCUCAGCCGCACGCCUGGCCGCGGCGCAGCUGGAGCACGAGCGCGAGGACCCGUGGCGAACACAGUGGGCCGCUGCCAGCGCCGCUCGGGGCCGCUACCCGUCCGAAGCGGAUGACUUUAUCCGCCUUGGCGAUACCGACAGCAGCAGCUGCGACCUGUCGCAUUCCGGAGAGCUGGACCGCGGCAGUAGCUGUGCGUCCGUGCCGGCAGCAGCUGGCAUGCUCGCCAGCGGCGCCAGCGCUAUUAGCUCGGGACAACUCGGCGGUGGCUUUGGAACCCGUGCUACCGGCUUCUGCAGCGGCGGUGGCGGUCGCAGCUCAGGCCGACUGCAGCUACAACCGCUACCAUACGCGUCGCGCCGCUCCUCCUGCAGCAACGCAUCAAUUGGCGCCGCCGGCGCCGCCGCUGGGCCGCCAGUAGCAACCACGCGGCUGGCAGCCGGCGGCAGCCGGCGGGAAAGCACCUCCUGGGCCGUGAGCACGGAUGCGCGUGCUGCUCCGGGUAACGACGUGCCGCCGGCAGUAGCAGCAGAGGCCACCGGGUACGGCUGUAGCAGCCGCCGCUGCAUGGCGCCUGCGCAGGCGCAGCCGCCCGCAGCAGCAUCCGGGCCGCGCUCUGUUUCCUUUGUUGAUCGCCUGUCUGCCGGCCAAAUCCGUCAGCAGCGGGACUGCGGCAUGGAGGGCGUCCUGAGUAUUGGCGUGACGCCAGGCAGCAGCGAUGACGACAGCGGCGAUGACGUCGGCUAUUGCGCCGCGCGCCCGGCAGUAGCAGCAGGGCAUGAGGCGCCUGGCAGCGGCAGUGGCAGCGGCAGUGGCAGCGGCAGUGGCAGCGGCAGUGGCGCCGGCCGGACCAGCAACUGCAGUAGCAGCAGCGGCGCCGUGCCGGUGCUGGUCCUGCCGCUGCCGGGCCUAGGCCGGCCGUCAGCGGCGCCGUCGUCGCAGCGGCGGCAGCUGCUGCUGCAGUCCCAGCAGCGCGGCGGCGGCGAGUUGCCGGCACCGCCGCCGCCGCCGCCGCCACCUUUCGCCUGGGAGUACAGCCGUGGCGGUGGCGCCUCCGCUGUCACAGCCGACAGCACAGCCGGUGGCGCCGCCGCAGGCAUGGGUUACAGCGAGGGCGCGAAUGCCGGGCCUGCUGCUACGCCGCUGCCGCGCCGCUGCCGCCGGCGGGCGACCCUGGAUGGGGAGGGCGUUUGGCUGCAGUCCGCGGCCGCGGCCCACGAGGGCGCCGGAGCAGACGCUGGCAUUGCCGAGACCGCAGGCGGUGAUUGCAGCGAGUAUAUUGGGGACUGGCAUGUUUCGCGCCCGCGGCGUCCGCAGCCCCAUGGCGGCGCCGAUGCCGCUGCUGCGGCUACAGCCCCCGAGGCCUUACGUGGCAGCGGGGCACUCCGCCCGACGUCUCACGUGGGCGGCCCAUCCGGAGCCACAGGCGGCGCCGCUGCUCCCACGGCUGCCAGCGGCCCCUGGCCAUCGCGGCCGCCAACGACGCACUCACGGCUCCACGAUAGCAGUAGCCGGCGCACCAGCCUCUUAAACGAUACUGUGAAUGCGGGUGUUACUGGCGCCUCUGCCGCUACCUGUGGCGGCGGCGUUGGCAGCAGCAGCACCACCAUCGGCGAAGUUGCUGGCACGGCCACUAGCGGGGCCGUUGGCGGCGCCGCCGCCAUUGCGUCAGCGCAACCUGCCUUCCGCCGAUUCGCCUCGCACAGCAGUUCUUCGCGCCAUACGACCGCCGCGGCCGUGGCCUUGCACGCCACGGUGGCAGCGGGCGGCGGCCGCCGCCGCUGCAGCUCUGAUGAACUUGCGGGCGACGUUUACGACUUGGCCAGGAGCGAGGUGCCGGCGGCAAAUGCGGCGGCCAGGACGUCCAGCAACGCGGCGGGCACGCCUCCGGAUGCGUCUGAGCCCUGGGCGCGCGCAGCCUUGAUGCGGCCCCGGGGCCGCGGCGGCAUGUCGUUGCCGCCUGCUGCUGCCGCUGCUAAGGCGGCAGCGGCAACGACAGCGGGAGCGGGAGCUACUAGUGGGACGUUGUCGGCAGCGCGUUUGGAUGCUGCCGCCGAGUCGACUAGCGCACCGUUGCCCUCGCUUCGCCCCCACCAGCAACAGCAACAGCCCCCGCUCCCCCAGCAGCAGCAGCAGCAGCAGCCACUGCAGCGGCACCGCCCAUCGCCGGCUCUGCGGGAGCGCGAGGCAGCGCUGCUGCCGCCGCCUCAGUGUGUGCAUCAGUACGUGCAGACGAUGGCAGGUGCCAGCGCCGGCACAACUACUGAUGCCGCGUACGAGGCAUGGGCUGCUACAGCCACCGGCGGCGCGCCGCCAGCGGCCGCUGGCUCGCGGCGCUACAGCCGUCGAUCGCUGGACGAGGCUCUCCUGGCGCGCGCCGCCAGCGGCCACAGCACCUGCAGCAGCGGCAGGGGCAGCGGCAGCACACAGGCGACCGGCGGCGGUCACGCACAAGGGGUUGCCACCGGCGGUAGCGCUCUUCCAAUCGGUGCGCCGGCGGAAUCAGCAGCAGCAGCAGCAGCAGCAGCGCCAGCGCCGCAGCCGGCACGGGAACAUUUGUCCGCACGCGCCGUCGUUGGACAAGGCCAUGGCAACAGCAGCAGUGUGUUGAAGCCGUCCGCGCUUCCUCUCGGCAUGUUCGCCGCUGCAUCUUCCGCUGCUGCUGCUGCUACCACCGGGAUCACCGCCUCUGAGGUUGAAGCAAAGGGUGCGCCCAGCGGAGCUGAUGCGGCCGGUGCUGGCGGCGGUGCUGGUGCUGCUGGAACCGGCGGCGGCGGGCGAAUGAUGGCCAAGCUGUUUAAGGCCCUGUCAGACUUGCGCAGCGGUGAUUGAUGCGCGGCGACUGAUAGUGCACUCAUAAGUUUGCACAGCCACGGCAUGGGUGUGAUAGUAAUGGUGAGGAUGCACGACGCACGGCGGGUUAGCUAGUUUCCAUGUCCACAUUUGGGAUGUGCGGUUAGCGCUCAUUCAUUCUUUCACACUGCAACAAGUGUGUUGUACCUCGCGGUCGGAUGCGGCCAAGCCCAGCGGUGUGGCAUGGGCAGCGCUUUCGUGAAAAUAGGAGCAAGUAUCGAUGGACGCGGUACCGGUGCAUUGCUUGCUGCUUGUGCAAGGGGUCCGCAAUAACCAUAAAUCAACUCUUCCGAAAGGUGUCAAGAGACGUUGCGAUUGUACUGAUAGUUGAUCAAGGUAAGCAUGUGGAACGCGGGUAUGCAUUCCAUGCGCCUACUAUUACAAUAUAACCCGUGCAUGUGGAAUAAGCGACGUCGUGGCUGGCCGUGUGGGGCUUGUCAGGGCUAGUGCGCCUGCGGCACCAUGCGCGUGCCAGCAGCCAGCAUGAUUGGGCUGUCUGUUGUUCGCGCCUGUUUCUAUUUAUUUUGCCCUAUAUCAUUCUUUGUGGAGAUAAGUACUUAUGUCAGUCGAAGGGUAUGACAGCGAGGAAACACAAGGAAACACGAUAGGUUUGCGUAAUCAGUUUGGUGAUCGUACGCACGGUGUUAUAAAUAUGCGCAGUACGAUAUGCGUGAGCACACGUCUGAUUGGCAACGGUUCCUUACAUAGAUGGGCAUGGAGCAAAGCGGGCUUCGCCGACUGCACAGGUACUAGGUGUUGGCCGGUACGUAUUCUCGUCUGUGGCUGGUUGCAAAUGUUCACAGGGUACGGAUGUUGGUUUACUCGCCCACGGGGUGGAUGCCUGGAUGGGAAUGCCGUGUGUGCCCGUGAGACGCCCUUCCCUCGUGCGGGCCGCACCUGACACGGUGGUGCUGGUAUCGGCGGAACCAGGCGAUGACUCCCUACGACGGAACACUUUGACCCUCUUUAUGCAACUCCAAUUCAGAGAUGCCCGGGCGGCGUGCCUUGUGCCUUGGCGCGGCAGCCGUGCAUUACCUUGCUGUGAUGGUUGCGUAUGUGCCCCCGCCAAAACGUAUUUAAGGGGUAAGAGUGGAGCGGUAGGAGACAUGCAAGGUGUGUUUGGUACACGUGUGUACCAGCCAUCGGGGGCUCGACCUGCACUCGCUGCAUGCCCAGGCGCGCUGGCCCAUCCCGCGGGCCCUUACUUUAUAUUAAUGCAGGGAUGCCAUGCUUUUGAAAGCAGCAUGGGUUUGGUUCACGUACAGUACGCCCCACCGUCCGAGUCGCUGAAUGGCCACUACCGUAGUUGGUCAUGUACAUAUACGGUACACAUGCUACGCUGUGCUGCCGUCAUCUAAACAUUCCUGACGCAACUGAAGAUGUCUCCUGUGUACAUUCAAUGUACUGCGGUGUGCACAGACUGCAUGCGUUACAAGAGGGACGUGCUGACACAGUUCACGAGCCAGUGACGUGGAAAGCGAUCACCCUGCUCUGGACCCCAGGGGCGGGCCGCCUGCAACGCCGUCGGCCUACUCUAGCUCUAGUA